AUCCGAGCCGCUAGCGGGCCUCCUGGCACUCACGUGACUCCGCUCAGCUCAAUCGCUCGCGGAAGUGGUCCAGCCUCCGCGUCCCGCGAGGGGGUCUCCGGGUACCCCGCGGGGCGGGCUGGCCGGAGCGGGCACUGCCGGGCGGCCCGCGGCAGGUUGCUGCGAUGGUGCAAUUGUACAAUCUGCACCCGUUCGGGUCGCAGCAGGUGGUGCCCUGCAAGUUGGAGCCUGAGCGCUUCUGCGGCGGGGGACGCGAUGCGCUGUUCGUGGCGGCCGGUUGCAAGGUGGAGGUGUUCGCAGUCGCCGGCCAGGAGCUGUGCCAGCCGAGGUGUGCCUUUUCCACGCUGGGCAGGGUGCUGCGCCUGGCCUACAGUGAGGCCGGAGACUAUUUGGUAGCAAUUGAAGAAAAAAACAAAGCUACGUUUCUACGUGCUUAUGUGAACUGGAGAAGUAAAAGGACUGAAAACUCCCGAGUGUGUAUCCGAAUGGUCGGACAUGAUGUGGAGGCACCCUUCAGUGAAACCUUCAGAGACCAAAUGUCUAUUGUGGAAAUGCCGCUUUCUGAGGCUCCCCUGUGCAUUUCCUGUUGCCCUGUGAAAGGAGACCUUCUUGUUGGCUGCACAAAUAAGUUAGUUUUAUUUAGUUUGAAGUAUCAGAUCAUUAAUGAAGAAUUCUCAAUAUUGGACUUUGAACGUUCUUUAAUUAUCCAUAUAGAUAAUAUCACCCCUGUUGAAAUUUCUUUUUGUAUUGGAUAUGUCGCUGUCAUGUCAGACUUAGAAGUUUUAAUCCUAAAACUGGAGUCAGACCCCAAAAAUGGAGAGAGUGUUAACCACCAUCCACGUAAGACCAACAAUCCAGUGAAACUGUCAGAAGACAUCAGUAAUGAAACUUUGCAGCUUGAGUCAGAUGAUUUUGUUAUCUGCCAAAAGCCCAUGGAACUUCUUGGUGAAAAAAGCCAACAAUCUGGAGUAUCUGUUACGCUGGAGUCAACAGGAUUAGCUGAUGAAAAAAUAAAAUAUUUCCACGUUCAGCACCUGCUCUACAGACGUUUUGCUCCUGAUAUUUCAUCCUAUGUCUUGUCGGAUGACAUCAAGUUGCAUUCACUUCAGCUGCUACCCAUUUACCAAACAGGGUCUCUUACUUCUGAGAGAAAAAAUUCAUCUCAGGAAAAAGAGUUGCUGAGCCUCUUUUGUUUUUUCUCAUUACCUCAUGUGGGCUAUCUGUAUAUGGUUGUCAAAUCUGUUGAAUUAAUGUCAGUCUACCAGUAUCCUGAGAAGUCUCAGCAGGCGGUGCUCACACCACAAUUUUUGCAUGUCAUCACGAGUAACAACCUGCAGUGUUACACAGUGCGGUGCAGUGCGGCGGCCGCUCGGGAGGAGGACCCGUAUGUGGACACCACCCUGAAGGCUUGCCCACCUGUCAGUAUGGAUGUCUGUGCUUUACGAAUACAGCUUUUCAUAGGCUUGAAAGCCAUCUGUCACUUUAAAAACCACGUUAUACUUCUGACCAAGGCAGACCCUGAAACAAUUCCAGAGAGAAGAGAGUCACCCAAGAGGCUUCUUUCUAGAAAAGGUACCAGUGUUAAUCUCAAAACACCUCCUGUAGCUGAGGCUGGGUGGAAUUUGUAUAUUGUGAAUACGAUCUCACCAGUGCAACUGUACAAAGAAAUGGUAGACUACAGUAACACCUACAAGACUGCAAAAACGCAGAGCUGCAUCCACCUUCUCAGCGAGGCUCACCUGUUAGUGAGAGCUGCCCUGAUGGAUGCCAGUCAGCUGGAACCUGGAGAAAAAGCAGAGCUUUUAGAAGCAUUUAAAGAAAGCUGUGGGCACCUUGGAGACUGCUACAGCAGGCUUGACACCCAGUAUUCCCACCUCGCCUUGCCAUACUAUAAGAUGUCUGGUUUGUCUAUGGCUGAAGUUUUGGCCCGAGUGGACUGGGCAGUAGAGGAUGGAUCGCAGAAAUACGAGAGGGGAUUAAUCUUUUACAUUAAUCAUUCACUUUAUGAAAACCUGGAUGAAGAAUUAAGUGAAGAAUUGGCAGCAAAAGUGGUUCAGAUGUUUUAUGUUGCUGAGCCGAAGCAACUGCCCCAUAUUCUCUGUAGUCCUUCUAUGAAGAAUAUUGAUCCUUUAACUGCCGUAAGCUAUUUAAGGAAGCUGGAUACUUCUGGAUUUUCAUCAGUCUUAGUGACGUUGACCAAGGCAGCAAUGGCUUUGAAAAUGAGAGAUCUUGACAUGCACAGAAAUGAAAUGAAAAGCCAUUCAGAGAUGAAGUUGGUAUGUGGCUUCAUUCUGGAACCUCGGCUAUUGAUUCAACAGAGGAAAGGACAGACUGUUCCAACUGAAUUUGCAGUUCACUUGAAGGAGACUCAGCCUGGAUUGCUUGUGGCUUCAGUCCUUGGCUUACAGAAGAACAACAAAAUUGGAAUUGAAGAAGCAGAUUCCUUCUUUAAGGUGCUUUGUGGUAAAGAUGAAGAUACGAUUCCUCAGCUCUUAGUAGACUUUUGGGAAGCUCAGCUGGUAGCAUGUGUCCCGGAUGUGGUACUUCAGGAGCUCUUUUUCAAGCUCACAUCACAGUACAUCUGGAGAUUAUCUAAGAGGCAGUCACCUGACACCACACCGUUGAGAACAUCAGAGGACCUGAUAAACACCUGUAGUCAUUAUGGCUUAAUCAGUCCGUGGGUUAAUGUCUUAAUAUCAUCCGAAUCCUUGGCUGAUAAAAAUUAUAUGGAAGACCUUUCAAAAUUACAGUCUCUCAUAUGUGGUCCUUCAUUUGACAUAGCUUCCAUGAUUCCAUUCUUGGAGCCACUCUCAGAAGACACUGUUGCUGGCCUCAGUGUCCAUGUUCUGUGUCGUACGCGUUUGGAAGAGUAUGAAUGGUGCAUAGACAGGCUGUUAGAGAGAUGCCCGGAGGCAGUCAUCCCAUAUGCUAAUCAUGAACUGAAAGAAGAGAAUCGGACUUUGUGGUGGAAAAAACUGCUGCCUGAACUUUGUCAGAGAAUAAAAUGUGGUGGAGAGAAAUAUCAACUUUACUUAUCAUCACUAAAAGAAAUACUGUCAAUUGUUGCUGUGGAACUACAACUAAGGGAUUUCUUAAAUGUCCUCCCAGAAGAUGGCACUGCAGCAUUUUUCUUGCCAUAUCUUCUUUACUGCAGUCGAAAGAAAUCAUUGACUUGAAGGUAUCAUUUGAAAUAUACCACAAUGGCAUAUGAGACUGAAUUUUUCAAAACUGAAUGCCAGAUUAAAAAAAUAUAUAAAGGAUUUUUAUAUUGAAUAUGUACAUAUAUUGCAAAUGCUUUCAGGCUGCUUACCUCAGUGGUAUUAUUAGUUUCAUAAUUUAUGACCUGAGUCCAUUUAAUUGUCCAGAAUGUAAAAAAGCUACAAGAUAUAGGAGUUUCCUCAGAGAAGGCAUAUAUUUUUAAAGGUAGAGACUGACUUCUAUUCCAAGGAACAUCAAUUUACUGUUGUUGGGGACAUGACAAUCUUUUUCAUCACGGGAACACAAACAAUUUUUAAGUAUGCUCGAAGGAAUGUCAUUCCAAGUGGUCCACAAUUUAACCUUCUUGAUUUUUCCAGAUUUUUCUACUGGGUCACUUUUCAAAACAGUUAUUUUCUUUGAGAAAGAUGUUAAUGUUUUCCCACAGUAAAAGAUUUCAAACUUUAUUUUCUUGUUACUUUUAAAAUUCAUGCUAAGUUUCUCUCUGAAUCAAAUGAAAUAGAAGUUUACAAAGCUGACUUUCUUCUUGUCUGGCUAUUAACAUGACUUGUUGAGUGCAUGUUUUUCAGCCAAAGCCUUGUUUCCAUUUUUUGUUGAUGUGUACUCUUGCUCUUUUAGCCAGAGUGUAUGUGAAAAUAAAGAAAUGUAAAGAACUGUGUCUUUUUUUUUAGCCUCUUAUUAAAUAAUUUUGAGUCCCAGUUCAGUUCAUUGAUAGUGUGCUUUGACUAUAGUUAAGGCUGGGCAAAAAUGUUACUCACCUGAUGUUUCCACAACGAUAUUUUGAAAACUUUUCUCGUGAUGGCAACAUUCGUCUUUACCAGGAUUUAAUUUAUAGAUUGUUUCUCAACUCUGCCUUUCUCCAGUUCCAUAUUAACUUCCUUUUGAUCAUCUCUUCGAGGGUUCACAAAACUCAGAUUGGCAACAUUUUAUUUUAUUUUAAAAAUUUGUUUUAU
This is a messenger RNA of Balaenoptera musculus (blue whale), 4169 nucleotides long. It is a transcript of the gene HPS3, whose product is annotated as HPS3 biogenesis of lysosomal organelles complex 2 subunit 1. Gene Ontology annotation, biological process: organelle organization. Lineage: Eukaryota; Metazoa; Chordata; Mammalia; Artiodactyla; Balaenopteridae. The record is from RefSeq and is a predicted model, not a curated record. The transcript has 17 exons. Gene Ontology annotation, cellular component: cytoplasm. Bases 165 to 3176 code for a protein of 1003 amino acids.